AUGAGUAUCUAUAAAAAUGUCAAAUGUGUUGUAGUAGGAGAUGGUGCUGUAGGCAAAACUUGUUUGCUCAUGUCAUAUACUACAAAUGCUUUUCCGGGUGAAUAUAUCCCAACAGUAUUUGAUAAUUACUCAGCAAAUAUAAUUGUUGAUAAUGAACCAGUUAAUCUUGGUUUAUGGGAUACGGCUGGUCAAGAAGAUUAUGAUCGUCUUCGUCCAUUAUCUUAUCCUCAAACGGAUGUCUUUCUUAUUUGUUAUAGUGUAGUUAAUCCUGUAUCAUUUGAAAAUGUUCGAGCAAAAUGGUCACCAGAAAUAAAACAUAAUAGUCCUGAUACACCUAUUGUUCUUGUUGGUACAAAAAUUGAUUUACUCAAUGAUAAACAAACAAUAAAAAAUCUUUUAAAUAGAAAAUUAACUCCAGUUAUUACACAAAAAGGUUUAAUAAUGGCAGAAGAAAUUGGUGCAACUGCUUAUGUUGAAUGUUCAGCAUUAACACAAACAAAUUUAACACAAGUUUUCGAUAUUGCUAUACGAGCUGGUUUAGGAAAACAUCCGAAAUUAAAACGACGUAGAAAAUAUAAGUGUAUUUUAUCAUGA
Messenger RNA from Adineta steineri, 594 nucleotides. The record is from the annotation of a GenBank genome assembly. NCBI's taxonomy places the organism in Eukaryota, Metazoa, Rotifera, Eurotatoria, Adinetida, Adinetidae.